CAAACUGAUUUACCUGAAAACAAAUGAUGAUCGAAUAAUGAAAAGGAAUUUUGAAAAAUUGUUCACGAUUCUAUUGUUUUUUAAGAAGUUUGGUUGAAAGAAUAAAAUCCAAAAAGAAGAAACAUGUCUCAAAACGAUCAUUAUACGAUUGAACGAAAUUCAAGAAAUCGUAAUCGAAAUCGUUUGAAAAAUAGCCAUAUUUAUACGGUUACACCGUUUCCAUCAUCAUCAUUAUCAUCAACAUCAGCAGCAGCAGUAGCAGCAACGAUACCACCGCCACAUGUUCAUUAUCAAUCUAUGAAUCUACCAGGUACAUUGACAUCUACAAUUCAUCAACAACAACAACAACAUCCACAAUUAAUUGAUAUGAACAAUAUUAUAACGGCUGGUGAUCCAAAUCAGAAUACAUUGAUUAUUCCACAACGACAACAAUCGAUACAGGAUUUCAAUCCUAUCGAAUUUAUUGAACAACAAGAACAACAACAACAAUUACGUUGGCAUAAGAAUGAAUUCUGUACACCAUGUAAUUGUAUGUGUUUUUUUAUUGCAUUCAUUUUUCUUGUAACAGCAUUAAUGUCUGGUAUUUAUUAUAAUUUAAAUUUUUUCGAUGGUAAACAUUUAAGAGAACGUGUAUUUAAAGCAAAAUUUGUUGUACGUAAUCAGGAUUUUCUUCUAAGUGAAUUGGAAAAUGUUGAUUCAAAUGAAUUUCGUCAAUUUUCAAAUAUGUUACAAAAACGUAUUGAUAAUCUAUUUCAACAAAGUAUGAUUAGUAGAUCAUUUGUUAAAACAGAAAUAAUUGCAUUUGAACGAAAAAGAAAUUCACCAUCUGAAACAAUUAUACAUUUAAAUGUACAUGUUUCAGCAGAUAAAUCAUCAAAUGUUGAAACAUCAGAUAUUUAUUUAAUACUUGCUGAAGAAAUUGUAAAUAAUCGAUUAAAGAUAUUCGAAAAUUUAAUGGUUGAUCAUAAUUCGAUUGAUGUACAAGAAAGACGUUGGCAUCCAUUUCAUCGGAUUGGUGGAUCCGGCAUAAUGAAUGGUGGUGGUGGUUCUGAAAAAUAUUCUAUGGCUUCUGCAUCGGGAAAUCCAUGGAAUCAUAAAUCAUUGUUUCCCGGUAUGCUUGAAGGUUUACCAACGGAUCCAAUACCACCACCAAGAAAAUGUGGCCGUAUUGAUCUUCAAUAUUGUCGUUUUUUACCAUAUAAUCAAACAUCAUAUCCAAAUUUUUUUAAUCAUUGGAAUUUAAGUUCAAUUGAAGAAGAAUUUAUACAAUUUAAAGAAUUGAUCGAUUCUGAAUGUUAUUCAUUAUCAAAACAUUUUAUUUGUAAUUUAUUACAGCCUGAAUGUAAUGCUAAUAAUAAUGAUGAUAUGAUUAUAUUACCAUGUAGAAAUUUUUGUCAAGAAUUUUUGGAUUCAUGUCAAAAAUGGUUACCUGAAAAAUUAUUGAAAAAAAUUACAUGUUCAAAAUUUCCAAAAAUGAUAAGAAAAUUUUCCAAUGAUAACAGUGUUGGUAUUUUUGGUGAUAAUGAUGAUGAUGAUGAUAGUGAUGGAAACAAUCAAAAUGAAAUCAUCGGUAUUUGGAAUCAUCAACGAAAGAAAAAAUUAUGUCAUAAUAAACCAAAUUGUGCACAACAACUUCGUCUACAAUCACAACAUUAUAAAAUCUGUGACGGUAUAUUUGAUUGUUUAGAUGAAAGUGAUGAAUCAAAUUGUACAUAUUGUUCAACGAAUGAUAAUAAUAUAGAAAAAUUUCAUUGUGGUAAUCGACAAUGUAUAACAAUGAAUCAAACAUGUGACAAUAUACGUGAUUGUCAAAAUGGUGUGGAUGAAAUUAAUUGUCUUCGAUUAAUGGUUACAACACCAUCAUCAAAAUCAAUUCAUACAAAAAAAUUAAUUAAAUGGACAACCAUAUCGAUAAUAAAUGAAGGAUAUUUAGGUGCUAUUUCAAAGGGUAAACAUUCAUUUGUAUGUAGUGAUCAACAACAUUCAACAACAACAACAACAACAACAUUCAAUAUGAAUCAAACUCGAAAUAAUGAUAAUGGUAAUAGUAAUAAUAAUCAUGGUUACUAUAAUUAUGAUAAUCAUACACCAAUAUUAGGACAUAAUAUAUGUGAGGAAAAUUAUUUCGAAAAAUUGAUACAAAUUGAGAGCAAAAUUUUGACACCGUCAUUCAAUUCGGACGAUGAAUCGAUUAAUUUUACACGAUUUGUUCCUGGAACAACGUUACCAUCACCCUAUCCAAUACAAUGUAAAAGUAAACAAGUUUAUUAUAUGCAAUGUUCAAAUGAAAAAUGUGGCAUUAAUCAUAUACCAAUCGAUUCAUUAACCAUUGAUAAAGAUGUUGACAUUAUUGAAACAACAAUCAAUAAUAAUUUAACUGAUGAUGAUGAUGGACUAAAAAAAUCCUAUCCUGGAUAUUGGCCUUGGUAUGCUAAAAUUAACAUUAAUGGACAUUAUUAUUGUGAUGGUACAUUGAUCACAUGGGAUACAAUUAUUGCACAAACAAUAUGUUUUAAUGGACAAAUCGAUCCAAAAUUAAUGAUUAAUAAUAAUAAUAAUAAUAAUAAUAUUACAAUAAUACUUGGUUCAGUUCGUUUAAGUACAAAUAAUAUUGAAUCAAAAGAAUUUCGUGUAAGUUCAAUUCAACAACAAAUUAUUGAUGAUAAUAAUUUAAAUGAAAAACAUCAACAACAACAACAACAACGAAUAACGUUAUUAAAAUUAGAACAACGUAUACAAAUGAAUAAAUUGAAUUUAAUCAGGCCGAUUUGUUUAACAAAAACUUCAUAUUCGACAAGUUCAAAUUGGUGGUGGACAACUUCAAGCAAUGCUGAAAGUUCACAUAAAUGUGUUAUUGUUAAACUAAAUUAUGAACAAGAUAUGUUAAAUCAUCGACCCGUCAAAAUUGUUAAUAUGGAACAAUGUCGAAAAUAUUUAUCAUUAAAAUAUAAUAAUGAUAAUAAUUAUCUAAAUCAUCCAUACGAAUCGUUACAAUCAAACUAUUCAUCUCAACAUUCAUCAUCAUCAUCAUCAUCACCAAUGUCAAUGAAUUUUUCGAAAGAAUUAAAUUUAAAUGAUAAACUAUGUGUCAGAUUUCGACGAAAAAAACAAAAACAACAACAACCAUCAUCAUCAUUAAAAACUGGUAAUUAUCAUCCUGAUGGUGGUGAUGAUUGGCUAAUGAAUAACGAACAACAACAACAAAAUUUUCCAAAUCAUAAUGGUCGUCAUUUAUAUUGUCAAACAAAAAAUCAAUGGAAUCUAUUAGCAUUUGAAUAUUAUAGAAUUUUCAACAACAAACAAAUUGAUAAUGAUAAGAAUUUUAUAUUAUUUCAAAUAAUACCAACUAUUAGAAUAAUAUAAUUAUAUGAUGUGAAUGUUUCUUUUUUUUUCUUUGGCGUUGACCUAAUUCAAUUUAGAUUCAUUCAUUUAUUUUUCUCUGCCAAUAAUGAUGAUGAUGAUAAUAAUAAUGUUAACCAAGGAACCAAGGGGAAAAAACUAUUACAUAUUAAGAUAUUUUCCAUUUGUGUAUUUUCAUUCAUUCGCACACAU
Dermatophagoides pteronyssinus (European house dust mite) is the source of this 3552-nucleotide messenger RNA. RefSeq lists its product as uncharacterized. Gene Ontology annotation, biological process: proteolysis; canonical Wnt signaling pathway; non-canonical Wnt signaling pathway. Gene Ontology annotation, cellular component: plasma membrane. Gene Ontology annotation, molecular function: Wnt-protein binding; serine-type endopeptidase activity; Wnt receptor activity. The record is from RefSeq and is a predicted model, not a curated record. Lineage: Eukaryota; Metazoa; Arthropoda; Arachnida; Sarcoptiformes; Pyroglyphidae.